CACAUAUACAAAAAUUUUAUCUAAAAGAUGGCAACGAUUUGUCAACAAGAGCGAACUUUCGUCUGUGCUAUCUAUAGAUCGUUGAAUUUUAAACAGAACGUAAACCACAAGAAAUGUGAUGAAAAUUGUAAAACUCGACGAAGAAUGCUAACUGAUAGAAAAAGUUUAUUCUCCUAUAAAAAAUUAUAAUUUAUAUCGAAUUCACGAUUUUGCACACUACGAUACAAGUGUGACGUUUACCAAAAUGGCACUACAAGAAGAUGAAAACACCUGGGUAUUGGAGCUAGAAGCAGCUUUACUUGAUACAGAAGCACCAUCAGCAUCCGACAUUUACGCAAUUUGUAAGGGACAAGCUGUUCCUGCAAAUUUAAGACAUGAUGUAUGGCAAGCAUGUUUAGAUGUUAUCGAUCGGGGUAAUCAAUUAAGUCAAUUUAAUGAAGUUUUUGAUUUACCAGAACAAAAUAUUAUACGUGAUGAUUGCCAGCAAUUGGUUGCAAAACUAGGAAAUGAUGAUGAAGACAAAGUUUCUGUUGUUUCUGAUUUAGAGUCUAUUUUAACAUUUUAUUGUAAGAGUAAAGGGAAACAGUAUAAGAGAGGAAAUGGCUGGAUAGAGCUGUUGGGCCCCUUAAUAGCUUUAAAACUUCCACGAAGUGCAACAUAUAAUUUAUUUGAAGCAAUAAUAGACUUUUAUAUACCUAGAGGUGAAACAUACAGUUCUGUAUUAAGACUAUUACUACUCUAUCAUGAACCAGAAUUAUGUUCUUUCUUGGAUACAAAAAGAGUAUCUCCUGAUCAAUAUACAAAAGGAUGGGUAACUACGCUAUUUGCUGGUGUAUGUUCAUUGCCAGCUGUUUGUACAAUGUGGGAUCUAUAUUUCAUGCAAGCUGAUCCAUUUUUUAUGUUAUUUCUUUCACUUAUCAUGGUAAUAAAUGCUAGGGAGCAAAUCUUAAGUAUGAAAGAUAAUGAUAAACAAAGUAUAAUAGACGCGAUUGCUGCUAUGCCCUGUGCAUUGGAAGCGGAAGAUGUGACAGACUUUUGCUCUUUGGCACAGUAUUAUGCAAUGAAGACACCAUCAUCUUUUAAACAAGAUUUGUAUCCUAUUAUAUUUGGCGAUGGUUUCGAUGAAAAAUGUAUAUCUCAUGCGCUUUGUUUACCCGUAUCAGCCCAAGAAUUAGUUGAAAAUUCGAUCGAGAGUCCGUCCAUACCUAAUACCUCGGUUGAAUCGGUCAAGUUCUUUUUAGUAGAUUGUAGACCUGCUGAACAAUACAAUGCAGGACAUUUACCAACUGCAUUUCAUCUAGAUUGUAAUUUGAUGCUUCAAGAACCUGCUGCUUUUGCCACAGCAGUGCAAGGAUUGUUGCAAGCGCAACGCCAAGCAUUAGCGGUUGGAUCGCAAGCUGGUGGUGAACAUCUUUGCUUUUUAGGGAGUGGUAGACAAGAGGAAGAUCGUUACACGCAUAUGGUAGUUGCAUCUUUUUUACAGAAACAUACCCAAUAUGUUAGUAUGGUUACAUCAGGAUAUCAAGCCAUACACGAAUACUUUGGUGAUGAAGUCGUUUCUAGUCUUGUUGAUCAUAAUUCACAGCACUGUUUAGUAUGCAGUGCUAAUAUUUCGGAGACAAAUUCAAAUGAAACAAGCCCUGUCAAAGUUAAAAAUAAUAAUUCCGAUUUCUUUGGAAAAAUUAAAAAAGUAAAGGGAAAAUUAUUCGAUUAUAUCGUCAAUCCGUCAGCAAGUGUUCAUAAUAACAUAGAAAAUAGGAAUGGCAAGGACUUGGAUUUUGUUAAGCGACAAAAAAAGACAGGCCCUGUAUUUAGUAUAGACGAUGAUCAAGAAUUGGAUAUGACAAUGACAAAUAACGAAAGUGAAGAACCUAUUGAAGUUGUAUCUAUCCAACAGUGGCUGAAGGAUCCAAAAUUGUUACAUUCCUUUAAAUGUCAAGAAGUGAAAGUCAAUGGAGAUUUUUGUGACAGUAUACUUUUGGUUACUGAUACUCAUCUUAUAGUACUUCGAGAAAUACAAGAAAGGAAAGGUGCAGCACAUGUAAUUGUAAAACGUCCGUUGACGAGUGUCGUAAAAAUAACAUCUAGAAAGAGACACUCGGAUUUGAUUACAUUUAAAUACGGUACAACGCAAUAUAACGAUACGGUUAUUUCAGAUAUGGAUAAAUUUCUCAUUCCUAAUGCGAGUGAGGCUACUAAAUUGAUCACGCAACAGAUUUUAAAACAAUUGAAAACAUCAGAUUGAUAUUGAGUACGCGUUGGUACGCGAGUAAUGAAAUUUUAUUCGUUUUAAACAAAUUUUAUCGAGUGAAUAUCCGAAAUGAAAUUUUUUAUUUGUUCGAUCGGCUAGAAUUUUCUUAAUUAAAUGGUACUACAAAUACAACGUGUAAUAUUAGUAUAAUUAAAGAAAAUAGUAUGUGAAAGAUUUUAACGAUAAAUCGAAUGCUUCGUAUAUGAAACUAAUAUAAUGUACCAUCGAUAAAAUGGCUAACACGAUUUGUACUUGGAUUCUAAGAUUUUGGUGGUUUCUACUAAGUCAUUACUUUUAUCAGUUAUAUUUACGCUUACCAUUUUUCUUCACGCAUUUUCUUAAUGUUCUCAAAAAUAUUUUACUUUUAUAAAACUGCAUUUUUCCUAUUGCUUUUUGUAAUAAUAUCAUAUCAAUAUUAAUAAUAUUUGAUUUAGUAUUUACUUUACAUAUGGCUAAACAGUGGCCUUACUAUAAAAAUGAAUAGGAGAGGUAAUGGACUCUGCAAAUCAUUGAUGUGAUUAUCUACGAUGGAGUGUAACGUGCCAUGAAUUAAAAUGUCAUUGAUUCUUUUACAUAAAUAUGAUUCGUAAUGCGAUACCAAUGUUUAUGGAAACGCGAAAUAAUUUACUUCUUUCCCUUACAGGACACUAAAAACUUUGAAUCACAAGCUAAUAUGGCAUUUCAUGCAUACAUAUAUUACUACAUAGUAUCUGUAUGUUAUAAUGAACUGAUAAUUGGUCCUAAUGUAAUACGAUUCAAGAAACAUUAACAGAAUGGUUAUAAUAUUUGCAUUUUAUAGCAUAUAGUCUUGCACUAAAUGUCUUUAUAAAAUAUUUACAGAAGGUACAAAAUAUAUUGAAAAGUAAACAGUUGUAUCACUUUUACAGGCAUACUUAUUACACUGCCUGAUUAUAUUUCGAAGAAUUUUUAAAGUUUACGAUUUAUGAUCUUUCGAACAUAUAUCAUACAAAAAUCUUUCAUAGCGAGAUUUUUCUGUCUUUUUCUCCGGAAUUUGUAUUUAAAAUAUUAAAUAUCUAAUACGAUUUUUCCCGAAUUUAUUGUUAAGACUAUACUGGUAAUAUAUCAAUAGAAAUCAUCCUCAUAAUGAGUUUUCGUGCACACUGUUGCGCUGUCUUUCUGUAAUCCGGGACAAUAUCGUUCGCGACAUACGUUCAUUUUUGUGUAAAUUACGAACACACGUUUCAGUAUGGUUCUAAUUCCACCAUUGUAGAUUACAGAGAUUAUUUAUGAUGUACAUUAGCGUCUAUUCUAUGUUUAAAGAUUAUAAAAACAUAAUUUAAUGUAUACUUAAUAAAACUAUUGAAACUUUUGAUCUUGUAGAUAAUAUAUCAACAUUGUUAAUAUUUGUAACAAUAGUAUCUGUAACAUAUUUCUUGAUACAUAAUAAUGAAUUCUAUGUAUAAUAGAAACUUUUUCUAUUUAUGUGCUUCCACGGCGAAUGAAAAGCAUGAAUGGUGGGAUAGUUGUUACGUAAAAAAUUAUAGAAGUUUAAUAAAUUAUAGUAUAUUGUAAA
Bombus pascuorum is the source of this 3785-nucleotide messenger RNA. RefSeq names its product TBC1 domain family member 23 (gene TBC1D23). The coding region runs from base 245 to 2245 and encodes 666 amino acids. Lineage: Eukaryota; Metazoa; Arthropoda; Insecta; Hymenoptera; Apidae. The record is from RefSeq and is a predicted model, not a curated record. Gene Ontology annotation, biological process: retrograde transport, endosome to Golgi. The transcript has 9 exons. Gene Ontology annotation, cellular component: trans-Golgi network.